Cavia porcellus (domestic guinea pig) is the source of this 2107-nucleotide messenger RNA. RefSeq names its product damage specific DNA binding protein 2 (gene Ddb2). Gene Ontology annotation, biological process: DNA repair; response to UV. Gene Ontology annotation, molecular function: protein binding; damaged DNA binding. The record is from RefSeq and is a predicted model, not a curated record. Bases 179 to 1201 code for a protein of 340 amino acids. Gene Ontology annotation, cellular component: Cul4-RING E3 ubiquitin ligase complex; nucleus. Lineage: Eukaryota; Metazoa; Chordata; Mammalia; Rodentia; Caviidae. The transcript has 8 exons.
GGCGGGGCCGGAGCGCCUGGCUGACUAGCCCUGGGCUUGUUUGGCGGGAAGUUGGUUUAGCGCGACUACCUGUGGCGGCGCGGGUGGCCUCGUCGUCGCCUCAUCUCUCCUCAGAGGUUUACCGUUUUUCUCCAUGAUCUCGGCUUAGGGCUUAGUGCUCCUUCGCUCUGAGGACGUGAUGAUUCCCAGGAAGCGCCCAGAAACCCAGAAGACCCCCAAAGUGGUGGUGCGCCCAGGGAGCAGGAGAAGUCCCCUGGAGCCGGAGCCCGCGGCCAAGAAGCCCCGCACGAGGGGCCCCGGUCCUGGCAGGAGAUAUGACUCAGGCUGUGUUCAGGCGGGCCUGGCCAGCCUGCAGGUCCCGAAAGUGGGCAGUAACAUUGUCAGGGUUCUGCACCAGCAUAAGCUGGGUGUGGCUGCCUGGCCGUCACUACAGCAGGGUCUGCAGCAGUCCUUCGUGCACUCCCUGACUGCUUACCGGAUAUCCCAGAAGGCCUCUCCCUUUGACAGGAGGGCCACGGCCCUGGCCUGGCACCCAGCACACCCCAGUACCCUGGCUGUGGCCUCCAAAGGGGGCGACAUUAUGCUCUGGAACUUUGGCGUCAAGGACAAACCCACCUUCAUCAAAGGGAUCGGAGCUGGGGGGAGCAUCAUGGGGCUGAAAUUCAAUCUUCUCAACAGCAAUCAGUUCUACGCUUGCUCCAUGGAGGGAACAACAAGGCUGCAGGACUUUAGAGGCAACACCAUUCGGGUUUUUGCCAGAACUGACUGUUGCAACAUCUGGUUCUGCAGCUUGGAUGUGUCUGCCAGUAGCCGAGUGCUGGUCACAGGGGACAAUGUGGGCCACGUGAUCCUGCUGAACACGGAUGGCAAGGAGCUUUGGAAUCUCAGGAUGCACAAAAAGAAAGCAACCCACGUGGCCCUGAACCCCUGCUGUGACUGGCUGCUGGCCACAGCCUCUGUAGAUCAAACAGUGAAACUCUGGGACCUGCGCCAGGUGAAAGGGAAGGACAGCUUCCUCUAUUCCCUGCCACACAGCCAGCCUGUCAACUCAGCUUGCUUUAGCCCUGAUGGAGCCCGGCUGCUGACCACUGACCAGCGCAACGAGAUCCGGGUUUACUCCGCCUCGCAGUGGGACUCCCCUGUGAGCCUGAUCCCGCACCCACACCGCCACUUCCAGCACCUCACCCCCAUCAAGGUGUAGGUGGCUUCUAGUAAAAGAAGUAAGUCCCCUACCUCCCCAAUUUGGAUUUCCGUGUCCUCAUUUGUAAAAGAGAAUAGUAGUGUCUAACUGCUAGGGUGGUUGUGACAGUGAUCAGUGCACUGAAAGCACUUGCACCAUGCCUAGCACCCGGUAAGUACUCAGUACAUGACAUUUAGCACCUCACAUCAAAUCUAGUAAUAAACAAUACCAAGAACCCAUUACCAGCUGGUGUUCUUGCUGAUCAACCUAUCCUUAUCUCCCCUUUUCAUCCAGCCAGGCUAACUUCCCAUCUGUGAUUUGUUAGUGACCUAUUCCCAAGCCACUGCAUGCACAUCUCUUCCUUCCUGCUGACCAUGUCUUUCGUCCCGUGGGAUCUGUUAGGAAAAUCCCAUCCAGUUCUGUCAUUCCAGUAACUGGCAGAUUGGUGUGUCUGGGGUAAUCUGGGGAAAUGUGAGUUUUCUCUCCCAUUUUAACACUACUGAUUUUAUACUCCACUCUGGGUUAUCUGUGUGGUGUUGCUUCACAACUUAAUGCCACUAGAUUUUGGUUGUAGAGUUUUUGCUCUGCUGAAGAGGGAUCUCUUGGGUUGUGUGUGGGCCAGGCUAAUGUUAAACAUUAUUUGGUGUGAGCUCAGGAAAUGCAAGAGGCCUAGGGGUCCUCAGGGAGGAAGCCAGCUGGGAUUACGAAUUUGCAUCAGGGGAUGACAUACAGUUGAAAACUAUCCUUGUAGUUUCAUGGAGAUCUUAUCUCCAUUAUUAUGUAGUUGGCUUGUUAGUGGCAAAACAUCCUUUUGUUGUUCCUCUUAACAGGGUUCCCUUUUGACCAGCCUCUCUAUCUCCUAGGCAGCGUGGCAUCCUCGGUACAACCUCAUUGUCGUAGGCCGGUACCCGGAUCCUAAUUUCAAAA